This is a messenger RNA of Oryzias latipes (Japanese medaka), 1488 nucleotides long. Its product is annotated as alpha-2-HS-glycoprotein. Gene Ontology annotation, cellular component: extracellular region. Lineage: Eukaryota; Metazoa; Chordata; Actinopteri; Beloniformes; Adrianichthyidae. Gene Ontology annotation, biological process: negative regulation of endopeptidase activity. Gene Ontology annotation, molecular function: cysteine-type endopeptidase inhibitor activity. The record is from RefSeq and is a predicted model, not a curated record.
AAAGCAAACACACAAGAACAAACUUCACUUUGGAACGGAUUUGUCUGUUUGCCUCCUUUCAAACCUCUGCCACCAUGAAGAACUGCAUUUUACGACUGAUAAUAUCCCUCCUGUGUCUCCACACUCUGUUUGUGUGUGGGGAGGAUUUUGUGCUGAUGCCUGUUGAACUCGCUCCUGUCCCCUGUAACGACAAAGCUGUGGAGAAGCUGUCUCGUCUCGCAAUCACUUACAUCAACGAGGACCGCAAGGAGGGCUACAAGUUUGCCCUGAACCGCAUCACCAACGUCCACCUGCAUGCACAGGGCCCAGCAGGCAACGUUUAUUAUCUGGACCUGGAUGUCCUGGAGACCAAGUGCCACACACGCAGCCCGAAACCAUGGAAACGCUGUGAUGUCAGGCCAUUCAUGGAAACACAAAUCUCUGGCAACUGCAACACCACCAUCCUGCACACGGCAGAGGGUUUCUCUUACUUGUACAGCUAUGACUGUGCCCUCGUACCAGAUGCCCCAGAGAAGCUUCAGCAGACCUGCCCCACCUGCCCUCUCCUUCUUUCUGUGGACAGCCCUCAGGCCAUCGCCACUGCACAGAUCACUCUGGCUACUUACAAGAGACAGUCCACUCUCAGUGCCGGGCUCGGAGUGAAAAAUAUCACCAGAGCAGCAUCUCAGGAUGUUCCAGUAAAAGCAGUCUUUGUGGAGUACACGGUGCAGGAGUGUCCCGACGGACUCACAGAAAGAGGCACCUGCCAGCGGCCGACGCUCAACUCUGACACAGAGACUGCAGGUUUUUGUACCGGAUCUCUGCUCGGAGACAUGAAUGAGCUUCCUGAUGCUCAAGUGUCCUGUGAGAUGUUCAAAUUGCAGAAUGUGGAUGUGGUUCGACCGUUGCAGCCACAGGGUCACGAACUCCUCCAAACCUCGGAGACACCAACCUUUCCAGCUCCGCCCGAUAACCCAGGAAAUGAUGCACAGCCUGCAACUGCUGACCCCCCAUCACCCACUGUGGCUCAGCCACUGGCGCUUGACCCUACAGCUGCACCCCAGAUUCCCUCAGAUGCAUCGACUGCAGUUAAACCAUCUGUUCCCCUCACUUCCUCUUCCAGCGAGUCUGAAGAAACUCUUCCAAACCUUCAAAACCCAGCCAAUCCAAGGCCACUUGACUCGUCCUCUGAAGAAACUGGAGGUCCUGUGGCUCUCCGUCCACCCUUCAACUUUCGCUACCAAAGGCGGGACCGUAAAAAGCGACAGGCCUUGAUGGAGAAUCCACCUUCUCACCAACCAGUUUUCCUGUCUGAGUUCCCCAGCGGGACGUCUCCUUUCCGGUCAUGUCCUGGUCCAUCUCGAUAUGCCACAGUGUAACCAAAGCUGUUGUAGCAAAAAAUCGAAUUGCUUGUAAAUGAUUUCCUUAGCAAAAAAAAUAAUAAAUAUUCUUCGCCUAUUCAUUAAUGACUGGUAAUCUUUGCUAAUAAAAGGAAAGUUGAUCCUGAAA